UCUGCACGGGCUCCUAUAAAAAGAGCCUUCCCUGCUUUGCAUGACAUAUGAGACAGCUGUAAGCCUGCAAGCUCGCUCCGACAUCUGGGAUUGCACCGGAUCUGUGUACUCAGAACAAGGUUCCCACAAAUCUGAAGACAUGAGGAUCCAUAGCCUGGUCUUGCUGUCCUUCCUCCUUCUGGCCGCUCAGGUGCUCUUGGUGGAGGGCAAAAAGGAAGCAAAGAAUAGACGUGGCAGCAAAGCCACCACAGAUAAAAUGUAUACUGUGGGCAAGUCCCAGGCUGAGCAGAAAAGCCAGCCACCCAAGCAAGUGACCAAAGGCAAGUUUGUCACCCAAGACCAGGCCGACUGCAGAUGGGUGGUGACUGAGAAGGAGGGGGGCAUCGUCUUGAAGGCUGAGUGCACCCGACAGGAUGACAAGUUUUCCUGUUUCUUUACGGGCAAUCCAAACCCAUGCCUGGAGUCCAACAAAAAGAGCACCUAUUGGAAGCAAAUUAGCCGGAGCCUGCGCUCUCAGAAGGCCAUCUGUGGGGACGCCAAGAGCGUCCUGAAGACCAAGGUGUGCAGAAAGAAGUUUCCAGAAGCCAACCUCAAGCUGGCGAACUCCACUCUGAUUAGGAAGAAACCCAGCCAGGAGGCAAUGGAGCCCUCUCCCAGGGAGCCGAGCAUGGCCAAUGAGGCCUCCCUCAUGGAGCCUAACAAGGUCAAAGAUCAGGUCAUGGCCAAAGAGAACAUCUUCCUUGACCCAGCAGGGUCCAAGACCGUGGCCAACAACGACCCUGAGUGUGUGGAGGACCCAGACGUGGCAAACCAGAAGAAUGCCAUGGACUACUGUGGGGAGAACUGGGGCUCUCUCUGCAAGUUCUUCAUCACCAUGGUACAGGGUGAUUCAUGCUAAGGAGGUCAGAGGAAAUCAGAAUCCAUUAGGAGGUGUCAUGGCAAAGCCCUUCAGUAUGCUGUAAGCUCCCCUGUAAGCCGAGCACCGUGCUACAGGACUGCAGCGGAUUAUUUAAACAGAUUUUGUCAUUUUUGUUACUGUGUUUUGGAAUUUGCUUUAUAUUCAUUUCCUUAGGUGUGAUUUUCAGAGGUCGUUGAGCUCGAUGUUUCCACGGCCCGCAAAGCUAUGUGCAUCUGAGCAGUAACAACCAGUCUUUGAGCUGAAUGAGCCAGAGGGAUGAUUUCAGUGCGAUGCACUUUCUGCCGAAUGAACAAAAAUAAUAAAGCUCUGUGCAUUUUUCAGAAAUACGUUCAA
Molecule: messenger RNA, 1252 nt
Organism: Rhinolophus ferrumequinum (greater horseshoe bat)
Lineage: Eukaryota; Metazoa; Chordata; Mammalia; Chiroptera; Rhinolophidae
Gene: FGFBP1
Product: fibroblast growth factor binding protein 1
Exons: 2
Coding region: 41-898 (285 amino acids)
Biological process (GO): cell-cell signaling
Molecular function (GO): growth factor binding
Source: RefSeq, a predicted model, not a curated record